UGUGGGGUGUGGGACUUCAGACAAAGGAGACAUAAACACACUGACACUGGAUCACUGGAGCAAAAAAAGAGUAGGAGACGACUAAGGGAGACGAUUCCCAACUCUUGGACUACUUUUUCUCUAUAUUUUGGAGAAAACAAACUUUAUGUAGAGGAGAUUUUUGAGGGGGGGUGUGAUACCUUGGAUCGGUUUGUGAGCUGAGACAUGUUUGUGUUGGAGAAGUGGUGGCCAUAUGUUGCCCAGACUGUGUAGAAGUGUGUGUGUUUGGGAUGGAAAAGUGGAGCUGGCACGAUCAACAUUUCUGCUCUUAGCUUCACGCCAUGGGGGGGUGCCAUAGUUACCCCUCGGCUAAAGAAGCAGACGGGAAGACCCUUCAGCCCUCUGACAUCAGCAGUGACAAAUUGGGGAUUAAUAACAAUAACCAGGAAGCGCGUCCAUAUCUGCAGCAGCAGUAUGUGUGUCAGCGGAUCACACAUGCAGACAUGUAUGCCCUCAUAGCUCUGCCGCCUGGCGUCGACAAGGCAGAGUGGCUUGCCAGCAACACUGUGGCAUUUUUCAAGCAUAUAAACCUGUUCUCCAGUGCCCUAUCAGAGUUCUGCACUCCCAGCACAUGCCCAACUGCCUGUGGACCAGGCAACGCGGUUUAUGUUUGGACUGAUGACCAUGGCAGGAAGCUUAAGUGCUCUGCUCCACUUUACUUUGACUACGCCAUGUCAUACAUUCAGGACCUACUGACUGAUGAAGACGUGUUCCCUACAAAAGCAGGUGCAAAAUUUCCGACAGGCUUCGUGUUUAUGGUCCAGAAGGUGUUUCUGUUGUUGUUCAGGACAAUGGCUCACAUUUAUUGGUCUCACUACACACAGGCCCAGCAGGUGGGUCUGCACCCGCACCUCAACACGCUUUUCAUGCACCUGACGCUCUUCUGCCGGCACCAUGAGCUGCUGGAUCCAGAAGACACUGAGCCACUGCAGGACCUCAUCACAGCUUUGGGACGACAAGGGUGAACUUAAAGGGCAGCCGCAGAUAUUGUACAAUCACAUCAUUGCACGCUUAUUUAUUUCUUAAAGCUGAUUGUCUCUCACCACUCUGGGCCAAAUUUAAACGUAUUCCCCAGUAUAGAUUUUUAAAGAAAGCUCUAUAAGGAGAGCAAUGCAAAGAAACAAUGCUCCUGUUCUGUAGAAUUGGACUGAAGUGUAUGACUAUUGCAUGCUUUGUUUUGUUGUUGUUGGGGUUUUUUUUUUGCUUUUUUAACAUAAUGGUGCACUAUUUUACUUUGAUAAGGUCAAGAUCUUCAAGGUCACUUAACCAAACAAACCCAGUUUGUGCCAUUUUUGUAUUUUGUGCACCGUGCAAAAAUGCUGCAUCUGCAUCUUCAUGUAUUUUAGAGUACUUUGUAAUAAAUAUUUGUGAGCCAUUAUCUGUACAGUGGAACUGAAAAGCAUGCAUACUUUAUUUUGGAGAAAUUAGUGAAUGCAAAAAAGUGGAAAGAAUUGGUUAAAGACAGGGAGGGACUUUGUGUUUGAUCCUGAAGUGGGUGCUGGUGCUGUUUUAUUUAGCAUAUUUUCAGGUCUUUGGUUUAUAAUCAGCGCCACCUGCUGCUAGUAAAGGAAUCCAGCACGUAUCACAUUUUCCCUGCACCAUCUGUAAAUAUUUGUUUACAUACUGGAUUUAUGAUUAAACUGACUUAUGAGAGUUAAA
Messenger RNA from Maylandia zebra (zebra mbuna), 1698 nucleotides. Its product is annotated as MOB kinase activator 2. NCBI's taxonomy places the organism in Eukaryota, Metazoa, Chordata, Actinopteri, Cichliformes, Cichlidae. The record is from RefSeq and is a predicted model, not a curated record.